AUGCCCGCUAAAGAGUCGCAAAAGAUUUGUAUGGACUGCAAAGAUGCAGAUGCCAUCCUACACACCCGGCAUAGGCAUUAUUGUGGGGCUUGCUUCAAGCGAUUUCUGUCCCACAAGGUCGCCAUGCGCAUGUCGAAGUUUAAGCAAAUGAAAAAAUCGAAUGGGAAGGCACCCAAGCUCUUGCUUCCCCUGUCCCUCGGCAUAUCAUCCUCGGUUUUGUUACAAAUAAUUAAUGAGGAUAUCGGGCGCCAGUUUGCCAAGACCUUUGUCAACGUUGGCUUCGAGGUACACGUGCUCGUUGUUGAUGCACAAGGCGGUGCUAAUGACGAUGUAUACGAUGCAGUCAGCAAGGCUUUCUCCAGACUCUCCUUCACGAAAUUGCCACUGCACAGCGUCUUCGAGUACGUGUCAGAAAUGGGGGAGAUCAUUGCGGAAUAUGCCAAUCAGAAUUUUGUCGACCAGGAGCAGGCGACAAACGAGGAUCGUCUUACGGCUUUCCGUACAACGAUCUCAAGUCCUACAUCCAGGAGUGACUUGGACUCAGUGCUUCUGACUCGUCUGGUUGUUGAAUAUGCAAAGAGUCUGAAUUGUGAGGCUGUCAUCUGGGGCGACUCGGACACUCGUCUCGCCGCGAAAACAUUAGCAAGUGUCGCCAAGGGUCGUGGUGCUUCUUUGACUUGGUCUGUGUCUGACGGCAUGUCACCGUGGGGCGUCAACUUUGACUUCCCAUUGCGUGAUCUUUCGAAGCCUGAAUUGGAGCAGUACUUGAGCGUUUGUGAGGAACUUUCGGGUCUCGUGGUACCUGAUGCGCCUAUUUCAGAGGAUGUCUUGACCAAAAAUCUCUCCAUCGACGAUCUCAUGAUGCGCUACGUACGGACGCAAGGCGAAAAGUAUCGAGGUGUGAUGGCGAAUGUCUCGAGAACUGCAAACAAGCUGCAGUCAACUAUUGGCUCUGACGAUCCCUCGUGUCCGCUGUGCGGAGGACUGGUCGGGAACGUCAAGGGCAAUUCGGGUGUUACUGUUGCAAAUCAGUCAAGCGAUAAUUACAGCGCCAAAUUUUGCUAUGGUUGCAUGCGGUCCCGACCAGAGUCAUCGAUCAAAUAA
Molecule: messenger RNA, 1104 nt
Organism: Penicillium diatomitis
Lineage: Eukaryota; Fungi; Ascomycota; Eurotiomycetes; Eurotiales; Aspergillaceae
Exons: 2
Coding region: 1-1104 (367 amino acids)
Biological process (GO): tRNA wobble position uridine thiolation
Cellular component (GO): cytosol
Molecular function (GO): tRNA binding; sulfurtransferase activity
Source: RefSeq, a predicted model, not a curated record